AUGGCUGGAGAUGAGAAUGAGUGUAGAACACAAUGUUGGGAGAUGGCGGUUAAGAUAUUCAAUACUACCUUGACCAAGGAUCCGAAGAAGAUGGUCGUGUCCACGGCAAACGGGCCGGCUGCUGGGUCAUUAGCCCAGAUCCUGGGCCAUGUUGAGACCGCGCGUGCAAAGGUGCAGCAGGAGAGGCCACCGUGCCGUGAGUCUAUGCGCGGGUUGUUGUUGGUCCUGUCCCAGUACAAAAAGUCCGCCAUCAUGGUGGCGUCACACAACCCCAUGGGCGCCGGCCUCGUCUGGCAUUCACUGGGUGUUCUCCUUGACGUAUGUAUUACCAUGUCCCAUGCUGUCUCGAGCUCAAACAUUACCCGUUUCCUUGCACCUUCACACCGGUAG
This is a messenger RNA of Clonostachys rhizophaga, 390 nucleotides long. The record is from the annotation of a GenBank genome assembly. NCBI's taxonomy places the organism in Eukaryota, Fungi, Ascomycota, Sordariomycetes, Hypocreales, Bionectriaceae.